Anoplophora glabripennis (Asian longhorned beetle) is the source of this 404-nucleotide messenger RNA. RefSeq names its product vitelline membrane protein Vm26Ab-like. NCBI's taxonomy places the organism in Eukaryota, Metazoa, Arthropoda, Insecta, Coleoptera, Cerambycidae. The record is from RefSeq and is a predicted model, not a curated record. The coding region runs from base 31 to 342 and encodes 103 amino acids. The transcript has 2 exons.
UUCAGCCACUGAAACCAAACCAGUACCAGAAUGAACUCCUUAGUCUUUGUUGCUCUCUUGGCCGUCUUUGCUGCUGCUAACGCAGGUGUACUGACAGGCGCUCCUUUGAUAUCUGCCUAUGGCGCUGCACCCGUAGUAUCAGCUUACUCUGCUCCUUUGGUUGGCGCUGGCUUAGUCGGCGAACAAACCGUAGUCGCAGGACCCUCAGGAACUAUCGCCACCGGAAGAACUCUUGGCGCCCCCGCCUUUGCGGCAUACGCCGCUCCCGCUGUGGCUGCCUACAGCUCUCCCAUUGUGUCCUCUUAUGCCGCCCCCGCAGUUGUCGCCCGCACCAUCUGGUAGGCGUAGGUUUUGUAAUAGUGGCUGAUUGUUUUACAAAAUAAAUUAUUGGUUCCUAAACUCAA